Molecule: messenger RNA, 6905 nt
Organism: Pararge aegeria (speckled wood butterfly)
Lineage: Eukaryota; Metazoa; Arthropoda; Insecta; Lepidoptera; Nymphalidae
Product: C3 and PZP-like alpha-2-macroglobulin domain-containing protein 8
Exons: 25
Coding region: 225-5984 (1919 amino acids)
Cellular component (GO): extracellular region
Molecular function (GO): endopeptidase inhibitor activity
Source: RefSeq, a predicted model, not a curated record
CAGAGCGGACGUCUACGCCGUAGCUCAUCUGAAGACCUUGACAUUUAGCCCCGCCUGAUACGAAUUAGCAAUCGCGAGCUAAGCAUAUUAUAAAUAAAAAUUAUGGCAAUUAUGAUAAAACUGUAGUUAAAUAGUGCUUGUUUUUUUAGUGAGUGUGGACUUUAGCUCGUGGUGACAUACGAGUAUUAAGUUCAACACUGAAGCGAUGCGCUGACCGAGCAAAGAUGGCUGCUAGUGUGGUGAUAUUAGCGCUACACUUCGCUGUCGCAGCUGCAGGGAAGUGUACCACUGGCUUCUCAGUGGUUGCGCCCGAGGUUGCCGUGCCAGGGAAGACAACAGCUGUGCUCGUUACUCUACACGGCAGUGCUGAUAAUGGCACCUUAGAGCCUCUAAACGUGACUGUGAGACUCGAAACUCAAGAUGCUGACAACGACGUCAAACUACUGACUACUGCAAGCCAAAUGAUAACAGGUUACGGCAUAAUACCUCUCAAGAUACCGGCUUCGCCAGCGACUCAUUGCACCCUCCACACUUCCGUUGGCUGCGUUGGUAACGAUGAAUGUACCGCGAAAAGUCACAGUGUCAUAAGACUGCUCGGACCGGUUCGUGACGUGAUCGUCCGACCGGCGCGACAUCACUAUCGACCUGGGGAAACUAUCACCUUUUGGAUACUGGCGCUUGACCAUGAUCUUCGCUUGGUGAGAGAUGAGAUCGCAAACAUUGCUCUCAGCAAUCCCGCUGGUACGAAAGUUGCAAUAUGGAAUCAACUCUCCAUGGAUGAAGGUGUCCGCAAGCUGAGUGCAGUUCUGGCAGCUGGAGCACGUUCAGGAACGUGGAAGAUCGAAGCGAAUUGCGGUGGCAGUACUGCAAGUGUUGACCUCACCGUCGGGUCUGGGCUCGGCAGCGCCACCCCUGCUACGCCCGCCGCAGAACAACACUACGUGGAACUGAAAUUCGCGGACAGUAUGCGGCGGAGAUACAAGCCUGGACUUCCAUUUGUCGGCCGCGUCGAAGCUAUGAGCACCGAAAAGCGGAUUCGAGUUCGGGUGAAGCUCUACGAUGAUAAGACGGACAUCUACAGCCAGGAUAUCGAUAUGUCCACUGGGGAAGGUGGUUUCAUCGUGCCGACUGUAAUGGCCGAUGCACCUUACGUAAACUUACAGGCAGAGCUGGUUGCAGUGGAGGGGAAAGAAAUAGAGACCCACUACGUGUUGGCUCGUGAACGUAUCCGCCGGUGGAACUCCACUUCUAAAUGCUAUCUUCUGGUUGAGAACUUGCCUACGCCUUUACAGGCUGGUGGCAUAGCCAGCGCCAGCGUGUGGUCUUCGUGCGGCUGUCGCCAGCGGUUGCUGGCAGCAGUCACGAGCGGAGGUCGCGCUGUGCAUUGGGCAGCAGUGCCAGCCCCCAAUCCCACCGAUAACACCGAUUUAUGCCGAUUCAAUUAUACAUUCCCCGUGACAGCUGACAUGGCGCCGGUCAGCUCUCUGCUCGUGUAUUACGUCACAGGGGCUGGCGAGCCUGUUAGUGACGUAGCCAGUUUCCACGUGCGUCUACUGCAUAAAGAGGUAGCAGUAGCGAUCGAAGAAAGGCGCUGGUGGUACCCACGUGCAGCUCUUCAGCUACGUGUGCUGGCUCCGACUGACUCCUUGAUGUGUUUAAUCGGCGCACGCGCACCGCCCGACACGCGUUUUGAUGUUCAUCAGACGCCGCCAGAACAUGAGGAGCAGCCAGGUCCAGAAUUCGUGUCAGCAGGUGUAUCGCUCUUCGUAGGUGGUGGGGCCUGCGGUGGUGGAGUCCUAUACAGACAGAGGAGUGCGCCAACGACCCAUACUCCAGCUCAUCUGGUACCACCCGCGACGCAUGAUAGACUUUGGAUGUGGAAGUGCUUUAACUAUACAACUCAACUAUCAACUGAUGGCGUGACUAUCGCAGCGCCUUCUGAAGCUGGGCGUUGGUCUCUGUGGGCUCUCUCGCUAUCCAACCGUGGACUAAGAUUCUCUGCCCCAAGAACUAUAAACGUCUUCCGACCAAUACAGCUGGAUUUCUCCCUUCCGCCAGCGCUGAAGGUUGGAGAAACUGUGGAGGUCGAUGUCAAGAUUACCAACAAUAUUAAUAAUUGCAUGGACGUGACUGCGCUAUUAGCUUUAAGCUCAGGCGCAGCAUUUGCCAGUACAGGCGCCCUAUACGUCACUGAGCGUCUGAGACUAGGACCCCGCGGAGGAACGCAGCUAGUCGUACGCGUAGCUGUCAAUACUCCUGGAAGAAAGAAUAUUACAGUGGAGGUCACGGGAUACAGCGCGGACAACUGCUCUGUAUCGUAUACUUCUUUCAACAACGAGACACUAGUGGGCUCAGUCAUCCGAUCUGCCAGCGUAUUGGUGCUUCCCGAAGGCCUGCAUAGGAGUGACACGCAGAGCGCAUACUUUUGUGCAAAUGAGCAUCUUGCGGUCUCAUCACGAGGUUCAUGGGAAUGGCAAUGGGUUGCUGCUCCGCGGAACCGGGCAGGCCUAGUCUUGGAGCUGCGAGCUCAAGGUCCUGCUCACGUUGCCUUGUCCGCGAUAAAGGAACCUUCCGACGAUAUGUAUCGGGUUGUUUUUGAAAAGAGUCGAGUAUGGAUUGCCAAGGGAAAACACGGAUAUGACGUCCACCUAGCCAGUGCAGAGCAAACUGAGGGUGACGAGGAAUGUGCUGGUGCUAACGAGUGGUGCGCUUGGUGGGUGUGGUGGGAAGGUGGCAGACUGUCCGUCGGUCGCGGGGCCACUCCAUCUGAACGAAGGCUUCUCGUAUGGCCAUUGACAUCUGAUAUGAGGAUUAAAUACGUUGGAUUUAGCGCAAUGUGGGGCGACAAAGCUGAUUUCCGAAUAUGGAAUUUCAACGAGGAAGCAGGUUUCUCUCAAGUUCUAGAACUGGGUCUUCCUCAUGGCGUAGUUCCCGGAUCAGCGAGUGGAACGCUCCUCGUUUCCGGGGGCCUUCAUCUCCCUCUAUACAGCUUUCAAACAGAUUCCUCUGAUCAAUGGUCAGAUGUUUGGAGAGAUUCCCAGCUAUCAGCCGCUUCAGCAAGCUUGGCGCCUUUGUUAGCCUUAGAGCAUAUCCCGCAUUUGGUGGAUGACAACGAACGAGAAAGGAUUCUGAAGAAGUUGCCGGAACAGGUUCAAAUACUCCUGUCGUUCCGCAAAAGUGACAAUUCAUUUAGUGACCACCCUGCUGUUAGUAGUCACCUAUCGACAAUAAAAAUCCUGGAGAUUCUCAACAAAAUACAAUCAUACUAUCCAGUCGACCCAAAUCUACUACAAUCGAUCAAACAUUGGGUACAAUCAAGACAAAAUCAUGAUGGAUCAUUCACACCAUUACCUGCCGACAAAGAAGUUGAUUACUAUCCUGUUGACAUAAAAAAAAGUAGUGCAGACAAAGAGGUUGAUGUAAAUGAGUAUUAUUAUUAUGAUAAAGACGGAAAUAUGACUAAAGAAGAAAUAGAGUGGGAGAGAACUGUUGAAGUUACUGCUGAGACUUUAGCAACUUUAUUAGAGGUUGGAGUAGAAAACCAAUUAGAUGCAGAUGUAGCAAAGAAAGCUCAAACUUACUUAGAGAAAAAUCUUUAUAACCUCACUUCCCCAGCUGCUUUAGCUGCAACUGUCCUGGGCCUAGUCUUAGCAAGGAGUCCCAUCGUACCGGAAGCGUUAAUUAUCCUCAGAAAUGCGUCAACAACUGAAGAAGGAGAAUUUGGAUGGCCAGCACCGAGAAAAGACGCAGCAGAUUGGCUUUUAGAAGACACUUCGAGGAAUAUUAAAACAACUUCUUACGAAGCGGUGACAAUGGAACAAUACGUGGCCGGAGUAAGAGUGCUUCUAGCUGCUUGUGCUAGAGGAGCAUUAGCUGAAGGGGAAGCCGCGGCUAGAUUCCUGUACUAUCGAGCAUCGACGCUACAACGCCAUCCAAGCCUAGCUUAUAGCGCCACUAAAGCUGCUGCGCAAUAUGCUGCUUUGGCACACGAUAGACAUAGAGCUCUUACAGUAUCCCUCGCCACAGCAGGAAUGGAACUAACUGAUACUUUGGAACUUCGAGCUAAAACUCCACCUAGGCCUCUGCAACUACCUGGAUUGCCGACUAAAGUCUUUGUGUAUGCUACUGGUGCUGGGUGUGCUACUGUGCAGGGAACCAUUUCGUAUUCCACGUAUACACCAAAGCCAGAAAAUGCGCUUUUGAGCAUCCACGCUGGCAUAAUUGAAGAGAUCCACCCAGAGAGGAGUAGCAUCGAGGAUUUGCAAGGGAACUUGCCUACCUUAAUUAUUAAAACUUGUUUCAAGUGGAAAGGCAAAGAACGUUCCGGUAUACUGCGUCUUGAAUCAUCGCUUUUCUCCGGCUAUGAAUUGCAUUCAGUAAAUCCAGUAGUACUAGAUGGUGCUACGUUUGCUAAAUUACAUUACGGCUCUCGUGGUGAAUCAGUUUGGUUUGUCUUUGCUAAUAUAAGCUCCACGUGUCCAGUUUGUGUGACCUAUGAGGCAAGAUCUAAGUUCGUGAUAACGAGUCUUCGGCCAGCAUUUGCCAAAAUCUACCCCUCUAGCAGACCUGACUUAGCCGUAGAAACAUUUUUCCACGCCAGACCUAACAGUCCUUUACUUAGAGGUAUUACUGACGAUGAUUUCAUUACUUGGUUCGAUAAAACUCAAAUUGCAAGUCUUGAGUUCAGGGACAAUAUUAACAAUGUAUGUGAAUGUGGACGCAUUUGUAGCAGGGAUUAUGAAUUUCGAAACACAGAUGAAAAAAUUUAUAAUAUCCUUAAUAGCCACAUUCCAUUUCAUAAAAAAAGUACUUUAAAUAUAGAGACAACGACACUAUUUUCCUCACAAAGUACUGCAGUUAUCUCAGAAGAACCGACUACUGAAGUUGUUACUGAAUCUUCACCUUCGACGAUUGAAUUAGUUGCUGUUACAUCGAGUAUUGUCUCUACUUCAAAUGGAAAUUAUUCUACAAACUCCGACAUAUUGACAAAUAGUUUUACUGUUAAACGCAUGCAUGAUUCUAUUAUAAUUCCAAAUCUGACCUAUACCAAUAAAACCGAAAAUCAACAAACCAGCAAUGAUAUAAAAUCAGUUAUACCGACAAUUAAUACAGAACUAAUUGUUCAAAAUAAACCUACAACCAUAAAUUAUGCAAAGAAAUUAGAAUUGCGAAAAAAACCACUGCCUAGGCGAAAAGGUACACUGAAAGCUACUUAUGGAGAUAAACAUGAAAAAUUUUUUGAAAAAUUAAAACUUUCUGAUGUUUUGAACAUUACCAAUAACAGAGACAACAACUCACGACCGAAUAAAAGUAUUGACAAAAAGACUAUGCAAAAAGUUAUUAAUAUUAUUACAGAAAAUACACCUGUCCUUACAACGCAGAAGGCACAUCUUAGUAAGAAAAAUGACAUAAUUCUAAGUUCACCUUCAAGCAAUAUAGAAAAAGAGGUAAUUUAUGCGACUAAACCUACUUUUUUUAGUACUCAACCAGAAACAACUGCAAUAUCCCACAACAUAGCGGCUAUCACUAAAAGCAAUAUCAAAACAGUUCAUUACCGGACAAAGAAACCGAAACCAAAAACACAAAUUAAGAAGCCAAUUAUUAAAUAUCUCAAUCAAGGCAGCGAGAAACGUAAUGACGAUAAUAAAUCUGUAAAACCAGAAGUGAUUGUCAAUAAAACGAAAAUCAGAGCAGUCACCACGGAAAAAUAUGUAGCUAAACCGCUGAAAUCUAUAAAUAAAGAGAUUCAUAAAAUACCACCCACUCCAGUUUCUGAAACUUCAAAGACUCUGAAUAAUCCGCUAAAACUUGACAUUGCCCCUGAAAAUAAGGGUGGGUAUGAAAUAUUAGACAAAAAUAACCUUUGGGAACUACUUAAGGAAGGCCCAGAUCUAAACACAUCCAAAAUCGAUGACAAAGUUCCGGUUCAUAAUAGAAUAAACGAUAUGUCAAAUUUAACACUAAAUAUAAAUCGCUCUUUAUAAACUCUGUUGUUAUAUAAUGUUUAAGGCACAAAGACUUCAGCAUAUUUUUAUAAUCUCACUCCCAUAUUCCAAAAAAAUGUUAACAAUUUAAAAAAAAUCCGUAAAAAACCUCCAUGUCAAAUUCCUAGAGCACAUUCAUUGUUGAUUGUUAGAUCGGUAAUGUUGCACUAAUUAUUUAGAAUAAUGGACUGUAAAUAAUGGAAUGUAAUAUGUAAUAUUUGAAAUAAUAAAAUAAUUUUAAAGAUAAUGCGCUGUGACUAUUUUGAGGUGUGACUUUCUGUGAGUUAUAGAAGUCUGGUUUGAAAACAAUGUCACAUAAUAAGCAGAGGGCUGCUUCUUUACUUCUACUUUUUUUUCUUUUUGUGUUUUUUGAAAAUCAUUGUAUCUACAUAAUAAAACUAAAUUAGAAACAGCUAGAAUCGCCAAAUUAGUAAGCUGUCAAAACAUCUUGUAUCCUAAAUGUAUUUAAAAUUUAGUUUUUAAAAUAUCUACAUCUCUAUUAUAAGAUAUUAACUGCAUAAGUCCAAUGGUUGUAAAGAUAUUUAAUUUUAGCAUAGACAACGUAAGUUACAGUUUGUAAAUAUUUUCAAGUUGCCAAGCCCUAAUACCUACUAACUAUUUUGAUAGAUUUUCUAGUCCUAUGUCUUCUUAGAUAAUAUUCGUACUAACCCUCUAGUGAUUACGAAACUUAGAUUUUAGCAUAAUAAUGCGAUGCCCCAGAAUUUCCAUCCGUCUAAUCUAUUCUUCUGUAUCUAUUGUAUGUAACGUAGUUUCUUACUGUAGCUGUUCUUAGAUGAUUUUAUGUUUAACUUAUUAGAAAUUAGUAUAUUUGUUUCUAGUAUAACUUAUACCUACAUUCUACCUUUACCUUGUAGAAAUUACUAUUUAUACUCAUUUAUGUUAAACUAUUAUAACGUAUUA